GAGCGAUCCUGUAUGUCUCAUCUGCUCAAGAGUAUUGUGAAGUGAAGGACCAUGGAUGCCAAGAGCUCAGUAUUGAACUUGUUGUGAGAGCUUGAGUGAGGCUUGUUUUGGCUAGGAAAGCCUCACCUUCCAUAGCGCCGGCGUUUCUCAACUUCCUCAUGUACAUACCACUACAAACUUCUUCCUUCGUCAAUUCCAAUCACCAUCUCUACCUGUCUUAUGACGUAUUCUAUUGCAUUCAAUGCUACGCGAGUGUACUUUAUUGCAUUAAAUGCUACAAAUCAAAGCGCAGGGUCAGUACAAUUCUCGCAGGAUCUCCUUCCUUCCGUACCCUCUUUCGAUCGCACCAUGUUGUUCGCGACGGUAGUCGCGUACAAAUGCACUUCCCUGUGGCUACUAUGCUCAUCUCCACUCCAUGAGCCAUGGCUCCGACGCAAGUCGCGAGCGAGUACACUUCCCUACAUCUCCUCUGGCUAUCCCCACUCUCUGGGACAUGACUCCGACUCUAAUCGCGCACACAUUCUAUCCCAAAUCAUGCCUUGUUCACCCUCCCUCCAUCGCACUGCAUUGUUCGCGACGGUAGGAACGUGCACGUGCACUCUCUACACCUCCUCUGCCCAUUUCCAAUUCAUCUACCCCAUGUCUUUCUUGCCCUUCUACCCUUCGGCAAACAGGUCCGCGGCAUCAAUCGCGUACAAGUGCGCUUUUCAUUUCUUCCACCAUCCUUCUGCACGACAUGUUGCGCCCAUUCGAGCCUUCUUCGUCAUUCCCAUGUUAUGAGAGAUGUCGGCAACUUCCCCCAGGCGCAUGUCUUUCCCUUCCCCAUCUCUACCUCAUAUCCCAAUACACUCUCUAUUUCCUCGAGAGGCCCCUGUAUCAUCACUCUACGCUUUGCGUGUUGUCUACCCCGAAAUUAUUACGCCGUCACUUUCCAGUAAGACUUGCUGCUCUGGGAACAUUCGCUAACACCUUCGCAGACGAGGCUUCGGCCUCUAGUCCAGGCGAGUGGACUCAGGAGAUCAUUAAUGAAGUCCUCUCGGAUG
This is a messenger RNA of Aureobasidium subglaciale EXF-2481, 1043 nucleotides long. RefSeq lists its product as uncharacterized. The record is from RefSeq and is a predicted model, not a curated record. Bases 220 to 780 code for a protein of 186 amino acids. NCBI's taxonomy places the organism in Eukaryota, Fungi, Ascomycota, Dothideomycetes, Dothideales, Saccotheciaceae. The transcript is spliced from 2 exons.